Messenger RNA from Colletotrichum siamense, 1644 nucleotides. RefSeq names its product Forkhead box protein O3 (gene FOXO3). The transcript has 2 exons. Gene Ontology annotation, biological process: regulation of transcription by RNA polymerase II. The record is from RefSeq and is a predicted model, not a curated record. Gene Ontology annotation, cellular component: nucleus. NCBI's taxonomy places the organism in Eukaryota, Fungi, Ascomycota, Sordariomycetes, Glomerellales, Glomerellaceae. Bases 1 to 1644 code for a protein of 547 amino acids. Gene Ontology annotation, molecular function: RNA polymerase II cis-regulatory region sequence-specific DNA binding; DNA-binding transcription factor activity, RNA polymerase II-specific.
AUGACGGCGACGAACGCUCCCACCGCGCAGAUGGAAGCCAUGUCCGUUCAUGAGGGCCUCAACCACCCCGGCCAGUCUCCAGAGCCUCUGUCUAUCAGGACAGACAUCGCUGGGAAUUAUUACCCCAUGAUUCCCAAGCCCACAAUCAACGGUCCUCCACAAUCAUACUACCCCCAACCGCAGCUCUCAGCCCUCAACCAGCACUUUCACUCACCAGCCAUGAGCCAACCUACGAUGUGGGCUUCUCCUCGUUCCUCCGUGGACGACUUUGACAACUACUCCUACCGCGCUCCGGCUCCUACAUCCAACUACCAGGCCGCCUCUCUCUCGCCGCGCACCUGGCCCGACUCCGUGCAGACGCCUCCUCCUCAGUACGAGGUUCCCUUCCACCACCAGGAGCAAUAUGACGGCCUCCCCAACGGCCACAUGGGCAUGUCCCCUGAGGCACUUCGCGACUCCUCCCUCAACAUUGCCGUUGACUACGGGAACAACAGCUGCUUCCAACAGACCCUCACAGGACCCCACGACAUCACACCGAUGAAGUACGGCUCACCUCCCCCGAUGACCACGACCUGCGCUCCCUUUGUUGCGUCCCCGGCUUCCCUCCAGGACCAGUUCAAGACAGAAAACCACCCAAGCAUGAGUCCGAGCCCAACGCCUUCGGUCUCGGGUCAAAGAACCCAAGCUGCGAGAACCCCUCCCAACAGCGGCUGCGGCGAUGUUGACAGCGACGCAAAGUUGAACGAAAAGCGCGAGACCAACGAGCCCUAUGCCCAGCUUAUCUGGAAGGCUCUCAAGUCCCAGCCCGAUCGCUGCAUGACUCUUCAACAGCUCUACCAGUGGUUCCUCAAGAACACCGACAAGCCAGAGAAGGCCGGCGGCGACGGCUGGCACAACAGCAUUCGGCACAACCUCAGCAUGAACUUUGCCUUUGAGAGAAUGGAAGAGCUGCCCACGCACGAACUCACCGGCUCCUCAAGCGAACGCAUCCCUUCAAAGUGGCAUCUCAAGCCCGACUUUGAAAACGGCGUCAGGCCAACCACGCACUACCGCGAGCACCCCCGCAACCCCAACGGCGGUGCUAGGCGCCGCAACACCGACCCCAAUCGCCGCCGCGUCGCCAGGACCGCCACCUACCACUCCUCCCCGGAAUUCCCAGACCGCACGAUGCCCGGCCGCGCCCUCUCAGGACGCCGCGGUGGCCGCGCGACGACCAGCGCCCGCGCCGCCGCCAGGGACCUCCGCAUCAACACCAGGCUCGCAGAGCACGCUCAGGGCCCCUGGGUUCCCGGUCACAGCUUCGCCGCCGCGCAGAUUGAGAUUGUGAACCAACAGGCGGAAGAGAAGAGACGGCGCAACCGCGACGCCUCGGCCCGGUUCCACAUGCACGCCGCUGAGCGCGAGGCCGAGCUGGCAGCGCAGCAGCAACACCAACACCACCAGCACCAGUACCAGCAACACCAGCCGCCUUACAACUUCGCAGCCGCGCACUACGCCAUGAACAACAUCGCCGGCGUCUACCAGCACCCCCAACACGCCGCCGCCCCGCAGCACUCUUCCCAGCCCCAGCAGCAGUCCCAGCCGGGGCAGAGCGACAGCGUCCUCUACGGCUGGGGAGGCAGCAACGCCAACCAGGGGAUGUGA